This is a messenger RNA of Vigna umbellata (rice bean), 1266 nucleotides long. RefSeq names its product bidirectional sugar transporter SWEET12-like. Gene Ontology annotation, cellular component: membrane. Gene Ontology annotation, biological process: carbohydrate transport. The record is from RefSeq and is a predicted model, not a curated record. NCBI's taxonomy places the organism in Eukaryota, Viridiplantae, Streptophyta, Magnoliopsida, Fabales, Fabaceae. Gene Ontology annotation, molecular function: sugar transmembrane transporter activity.
AUUCUCCUCAAUACUCGUGGCAGUUGAGACACAGAAAUUGAGCUAUAGCUACUUAGUUUCUUCUUUUCUCACCUUCCAAUCUUCUCUCCCUACAGACAAGGGACGAAAAACCAAAGACCCAGAUUCACGGCCAUGUCUCACAGUCCUCUGACUUUUCUCUUUGGGGUACUAGGUAAUGUUACGUCCUUCGUUUGUUUCUUGGCACCACUACCGACAUUUUAUAGAGUUUGUAAGAAGAAAUCAACAGAAGGGUUCCAAUCAAUUCCAUAUGUGGCUGCACUCUUCAGUGCAAUGCUUUGGAUCUUCUAUGCCUAUGUCAAGACUGGAGAAACGCUUCUUAUCACCAUCAAUUCAUUCGGUUGUGUGAUAGAGACAAUUUACCUUGCCAUAUUUAUCACUUACUGUCCCAAGAAAGUUAGGAUGUCGACAUUGAGGAUGAUUGUUUUGUUCAAUUUUGGAGGAUUUUGCACGAUUGUCCUCCUAACCCACUUACUAGCAAAAGGGGCUGGCCGUGUCAAGCUUCUAGGAUGGAUUUGUGUGGUCUUCGCUACUAGUGUUUUUGCAGCACCUUUAAGCAUUAUUAGGGUGGUUAUUCGGACCAAAAGCGUAGAGUUCCUUCCCUUCCCUCUUUCAAUGCUCCUUCUGCUAAGCGCAAUCAUGUGGCUGUUAUAUGGUAUUUCGUUGAAGGAUAUCUAUGUGACGUUGCCGAACGUUGUGGGGUUAACAUUUGGAGUCCUUCAGAUCGUGCUCUACGCAAUGUACAGAAACAACAAGACCGUAAAGGACGAGAAGCUACCAGAACACAAAGGAGAUAUCGACAACAAUGAAAACGCUGCUCCAACUGUGUCAGGUGAGACCCAAGAACAAGUGAACACUGACGCUGGAGAUAUAGAGAUUGGAGAGAAGAAGGAAGAAAAGAAGGAAGAGAAGAAGGAAGACACAGUAGCUGAGGAGAAGCGUGACAAAACAUGUCUCAGCAACAACAAUAAUAACAACGAAAACAACAAGAAAACAGAGGAGAAGGAGAGUGGCGAAGUUUGAUGGAAGAUCAGUGUUGUUGCCUUAAUCUCAUCUCUCUGUUUUACGUGUAAACUUAGAAAAUGGUAAAAAAAGGGGCGGAGACGGUGUAGAUAUCGACGCCUAUUUCUUUCUCCCUACAGUUAUAUUUAACUUAUUUGGUUCACUAUUUAUGUAAUUUCUGUUGUCUUUACUCAAGCGAAUUAAUUGUGCCCCCAAAUAUAGGGAACUUCAUAGAGUUCAUGUUAC